AUGGAAGAUGUUACUUGUUUCUUCUGUGGAAGGAAGGGCCAUUAUGCAUCGUCAUGUCCAAACAAGCCAAUCCCUGCGACCCCUCUCGCGAUCCGAGCUCCCCCUAGCCGUCCAGCUAUUGAGCCAGCACCAAAGAAACAAAACCUAGGAGGUAGAGUUUAUGCCUUAGGGGUAGAAAACCCAGACAAUGCAGGACCGUCAAGCGGUCCCAUCACAGGAACCAUACAUGUUGCUGGUAAACCCACACAUGUAUUGUUCGACUCGGGGGCAACACAUAGUUUUGUGACCCCUGAAGUAGCUGCCCGGUUUUGGGAUUGUUUUGUGGUUGACAGGAUAAACGUGGCCGUCUUGACCCCCGCAGACCGAACCCUUCAAGCAGAUCAGUGUAUCAAGAAUGUUCCAUUGGUCAUUCAAGGCAAAGAGUUUGUGGCAGAUUUGUUAGUCGUGCCUUUGAAAGGGUACGAAGUAAUCCUUGGAAUGGAUUGGUUAUCGAGCUACAGAGUUCAGAUCGACUGUGGAAAGGGAAGGUUGUUGUUUGGCAGAGCUUUGCCCGAGCAAGGUAAACCUUACACGGUUUACACGGAUGCUUCACGAGUUGGGUUAGGUUGUGUUCUUAUGCAAGAUGGACGAGUCAUUGCAUAUGCUUCACAACAACUACGAAAGCAUGACGAUAACUACAGUACACAUGACUUGGAGUUAGCUGCCGUGGUGUCCGCUUUGCGAAUUUGGAGAUCGUACUUGUAUGGAGAAGAAGUGGAGGUAUACACGGACCACCAAAGUCUUAAAUACCUCUUCACUCAGCCAGAUCUCAACCUGCGCCAGCGUAGGUGGAUGGAGUUUGUGGCAGACUACGAUAUAAGGAUUCGCUGCCAUCUUGGUAAAGCGAAUGUUGUUGCGGACGCCUUAAGUCGAAGAAAGUUGGACGCAGUUUUAGAGAACGAAGUGGAGCUAUUGAACCAAGAGUUGAAACAAGUGAAGUUGGUCGUUUUGGAAGGGCAAGCGAGCGAACCAUUGGGACUUCAAGCGGUGAGUCAGGCCAGCUUGAUUCAGAGAAUUCAAGAAGAACAAAUUAAGGAUGGGAAGCUACUGAAGAUUGCUGAAGAACUCAAAGGACAAGCCAGGCCAAAUAAUGAUGGAUACUACUUGGCGGAGGAUGGAACCUUGCUAAUUAAUGGGAGGAUCACGCUUGUCCAAGCUAACACAACAUCAGAUUGGGGUACGGGUUGA
This is a messenger RNA of Brassica oleracea var. oleracea, 1227 nucleotides long. RefSeq lists its product as uncharacterized. Gene Ontology annotation, biological process: proteolysis. The record is from RefSeq and is a predicted model, not a curated record. The transcript has 4 exons. The coding region runs from base 1 to 1227 and encodes 408 amino acids. NCBI's taxonomy places the organism in Eukaryota, Viridiplantae, Streptophyta, Magnoliopsida, Brassicales, Brassicaceae. Gene Ontology annotation, molecular function: nucleic acid binding; aspartic-type endopeptidase activity; zinc ion binding.